AUGCCGCGCACUCCGGCCUCCAGCGAGGAGGAGGAGGGGGGCCGAGGCUCCGAAUACCCCGAGGGCGACUCGGAUUCGGGGAGUUCCCGCGAGGGCCCCCCCGGAACCAACCCCGGACCCCCAAGAACCCCUCGGGGACCCCCGAGACCCCCCCCGGCCCCCGACGACGCCCAUUUCAGCAUGAUGGUUUUCCGCAUCGGCAUCCCCGACCUGCACCAGACGAAGUGCCUGCGUUUCGACCCGGGGGCGGCGGUGUGGGCGGCCAAGCAGCAGCUGCUGUGCGCGCUGACCGAGGGCCUCCACGACGGCCUCAACUACGGCCUCUUCCAGCCCGCGGCCGCCGGCCGCGACGCCAAAUUCCUGGACGAGGAGCGGCCGCUCCGCGAUUACCCCCAGAGCUUCGACCAGGGCGUGCCCUACCUGGAGUUCCGGUACAAGACCCGGGUGUACAAACAAACCAACCUGGACGAGAAGCAGCUGGCCAAGCUCCACACCAAGACGGGGCUGCGGAAGUUUCUGGACUACGUCCAGCACGGCUCGGCGGAGAAGGUGGCGCGGCUGCUGGAGCGGGGGCUGGACCCCAACUACCACGACUCGGACUCGGGGGAGACGCCGCUGACGCUGGCGGCGCAGCGCGAGGGCCCAGGUGAGGUCGAGAUCAUCCGGCUGCUCUGCCUGGGCGGGGCUCACCUGGAUUUCCGCGCCCGCGACGGAGCCACGGCGCUGCACCGGGCGGUGUGCACGCGGCGGUACCCGGCACUGCUGGCGCUGCUGGACCUGGGGGGGUCCCCGAACUACAAGGACCGUCGGGGCCUGACCCCCCUGUACCACACGGCCAUGGUGGGGGGGGACCCGCGGUGCUGCGAGCUGCUGCUCUACAACCGCGCGCACAUCGGCACGGCUGACGAGAACGGCUGGCAGGAGAUACACCAGGCGUGCCAGCACGGCCACUCGCAGCACUUGGAGCAUUUGCUGUUCUACGGGGCCGAGGCGGCGGCGCAGAACGCGUCCGGCAACACCGCGCUGCACAUCUGCGCCCUCUACAACAAGGAGAGCUGCGCCCGCAUCCUCCUGUACCGAGGGGCCAACAAGGAGGUGAAGAACAACAGCGGGCAGACGCCGUUCCAGGUCGCGGUGAUCGCCGGGAAUUUCGAGCUGGGGGAGCUCAUCAAGAACCACCGGGACAGCGACGUGGUGCCGUUCCAGGAGAGCCCCCAAUUCGCCGGGCGCCGCCGGGAGGGGCUCCGGGGGCUCCCCCUCCCCCCCCAGCGCCUCCUCCGGGCCAACAGCGACACCGGGGGGGGGGCCCUGCCCGAGUGGGUCCUGAGGGGUCCCCCCGGAGCCCCCCCGGCCCCCAGACCCCCCUCGGGGACCCUGCGCAGCUCCAGCUCCCCCCGGGGGGCUCGGGCUCGAUCCCCAUCCCGGGGGAGGCACCCGGAGGAGCCCCGGAGGCAACCGAGGGGCAGGCCCAGCUCCAGCGGCCUCAGCCGCGACCCCGGCCCGGGGGGGACCCCCGGGGGCACUUUGGGCUCUCGGGGGGUGAAACGCAAACUUUACUCGGCCGUGCCCGGCCGGACGUUCCUGGCGGUGCGGCCGUACCAGGCUCAGGGCGAGGGCGAGCUGAGCCUCAGCAAGGGCGAGCGCAUCAAGGUGCUGAGCGUGGGCGAGGGGGGAUUUUGGGAGGGCCAGGCCCGAGGCCGGGUCGGGUGGUUCCCGUCCGAGUGCGUGGAGGAGGUUCCGCCCCGGACCCCCGAGGGAAAGACAGAGUCGCGCAGUGACAAAGCCAAGCGCCUGUUCCGUCACUACACCGUGGGAUCCUACGACAGCUUCGACGCCCCCAGUGAUUACAUCAUCAAGGAGAAGACGGUGCUGCUGCAGAAGAAGGACAGCGAGGGCUUCGGCUUCGUCCUGCGGGGGGCCAAGG
Molecule: messenger RNA, 1924 nt
Organism: Poecile atricapillus (Black-capped chickadee)
Lineage: Eukaryota; Metazoa; Chordata; Aves; Passeriformes; Paridae
Product: SH3 and multiple ankyrin repeat domains protein 1-like
Exons: 14
Cellular component (GO): postsynaptic membrane; dendritic spine; postsynaptic density
Molecular function (GO): ionotropic glutamate receptor binding; synaptic receptor adaptor activity
Source: RefSeq, a predicted model, not a curated record